This is a messenger RNA of Vigna umbellata (rice bean), 981 nucleotides long. RefSeq lists its product as uncharacterized. NCBI's taxonomy places the organism in Eukaryota, Viridiplantae, Streptophyta, Magnoliopsida, Fabales, Fabaceae. The record is from RefSeq and is a predicted model, not a curated record.
UGUCUUGACACAUUUUGUUGUACCAGACAGUACUGCAAUCAUUCACUUAUUACUUAUUCCGUUUCUUGCAGCUAAUGGUUAGAGGAGGCAUCACCAAAUCAAACUUGUUGCUUCUGGGGGGAGCUAAGAGAGCAAAGAGUGGACGAAACAAAUUCUCUGGUACUGCUCAGGCUUCUACUGCAGAAAGCUCUGCAGAAGUCUCAAAGACUGGUAGGAGGAUAGAGGAUUCCUCUUGGUGGGUCCCACACCCACGCACAGGAAUUUACUUCCCGAAAGGACAUGAGUGGGUGAUGGAAGAUGUUCCAGAGGAUGCAGCUCGUUUGAACCAGAUAUUUUGGUUCAGAAACGUUGAUGGUGUUGACAUCCCCAAACAACAACCUUAGUGUCCCACAACAUUCUACUGAUCCGAAAUCAUGUACCUGUGUCACACAUUGUUAACCCUUCCUACGAACUUGAAAGUAUAAGAAUAUUAUACAUAGAUAAGUACUCGGAAUAAUAGUCUCCAAACAUGUAAUAAUUUCUGCUGGUUGAGGACAACACUGUCGUGUUCUUACACUCCCAACCAUGCAUGAGCAAGAUGAUUAUAUAUAUCAUAGCAAGUUUAUUAUUAAACUAUAUGUAUCUGUAAAAGUCUCUUACCUUUUUCUUUUUCCUUUUUUUUUUAGUUGCUAUAUGGUACAGUUACGGAGUACGAACAGUCCACAUAGUUGUGAGCACUUGAUAAAGGAGGCAAUAUUGAUCACUAAAAGUUCAUGAUCGAUUCCAGAUAUGAUUCUGGUUUACGUUUUACAUCACCAACUUUUGUGUUAUAUGUAUGUUGAAAUUGUCCUGAAGGAAUCGUUUAUGAAAGCCUAGUUUAUGGUGCAGCUUGGGCUUUGUGUUGCUCCAUUACCUGAGGCCAUUGCUUCUGAGCCGGAGUGUGGAAUAUUGAAUGUAACAGGAAAAAAAUGCGUUUUUAAUCAUGAAAGCAUUUAUGCUAGA